AUGGCUUUUUCAUCUUCUUCUUUAUCCUUUUCACCUUUCGUUUUGGCACUCACCGUUUCCAUUUUCGUUUCCGUCGUUUCACCUACUCAGGCUCUCACUUGUGCUUCUCAGAAGCUUUCACCAAACCACACCUUCGCAAACUGCACAGAUCUCCCAGCUCUUGCCGCGACUCUUCAUUACACCUACAACGACACCACCCGCGCCAUCUCCGUCGCGUACUCCGCCACACCGCCUGCAAACGGUUGGGUCGCAUGGGGAAUUAACCCCACCGGCGGCCGUAUGGUCGGAACUCAAGCACUCAUCGCUCUCAAAAAUCAAGGCAAAGUCGAAGUCCUCCUUUUCAAUCUCACUUCCUACGAUUCUAUUGUCCCCGUCAAGAAUCUCUCCGUUGGGACAUCGGCGGUUUCCGGUGAAGAAGCUAACGGCGUUAUAACGAUAUUCGCAACGGUUAUUAUACCGGAAAUUAAUAAUUUCACUCAGGUCUGGCAAGUGGGACCCGUUGUUAAUGGAAGGCCAAUGAAGCAUAGUUUUGCGCCGGAUAAUUUGAAAGCUGUUGCGAGGUUGUCUGUGGGGACCACUGCAAUUGGAGGUGGGAAUAGCACUACUGGAGGUGGGAAUAGCACCGCACCUGCUCCUUCUGCUGCAGGUGAUAAGAGUGGUGGGGUGAGUUUAGUAGCACCUGGGUUUGGAUAUUACUUUGGGUUUGCUUUGAUAAUGUUGUUGAGUUUAAUUACUAUGUGA
Molecule: messenger RNA, 741 nt
Organism: Vicia faba (fava bean)
Lineage: Eukaryota; Viridiplantae; Streptophyta; Magnoliopsida; Fabales; Fabaceae
Source: the annotation of a GenBank genome assembly